Molecule: messenger RNA, 2802 nt
Organism: Stylonychia lemnae
Lineage: Eukaryota; Ciliophora; Spirotrichea; Sporadotrichida; Oxytrichidae
Source: the annotation of a GenBank genome assembly
AUGUCCCUAUUGGUUCCAAAUAAACAUUAAUCCUCAAUUACAAAUCUAUCAAAGAUUGAUAACAAUCUUUUGCACCUAUCUGGUCUUAAGAAAGUUAAGAGAAGGCAUUCUUAAAAGCGAAUGACAGUUGAUAAUGUCAUUACUCCAAAAGAGUCAGCUAAUAUAGAAUAAUGGAAUGAGAUAAGAGUUUCUAAUACUCUUCCUUCAAGAAGAGCUCAUCAUUCAUCUCUUGUAGUUGGAGAACUACUUUAUGUUUACGGUGGUGUUGAUACAAGACAAGGAAUGUGUAGUGCAGACUAUCUUUGGGCUGUAAAUCCUUUGGGUUAGUUUCUCAAAUGGGAGUGCCUAAAAAUAGAAGAUAAACCCAGGAUAUUGCCAGGUAUCUUAAUGAAAUAAAUUUUCCUCAAAAUUAUUAGAUAAGUUAACUUUGGAGAACCUUAUAGCCCCAGCAGAAGAAGGAGACAAAGCUCAAAUAAAAAUUUUAAAAGAUUGAACCCACUCUGCUUUCAAAUAAAUUUAAAGACUCUUAGAUCUUAGAAUUUUUAAGUUGCAGUUCUAUAACCAAGUUCAGGUUAAAAACUUAAUGAUAAAAUGGCGCAUUUUGAUCUGACAUGUAUCGAUUCACACACUGCUGUUUUUUACAAGCCAGAAAAUAUUAUUAUCACAUUUGGUGGUUACUACAACAAUGCAUUCAUCAACAAUUUCUUAUCAUUGAUUCAUGUAUAAAGUAAAAAAUGGAUUAUUGCAAAUGAUUUAAUCAAUUCCCCAUUUCCUUUAGCGAGAUGUGAUCAUGCUGCAGUAUUAUUAGGCGACAAAAUGUAUCUAAUGGGAGGUAAAAAUAUCGAACUAAAUAUGUAAUUCAAUGAUCUAUGGCUGUUUGAUAUUCCAAAUUACAAAUGGCAAUAGGUUCUUACUCCUUUCAAUAAUUCUCUUCCUCCCCCAAGAUCAGGCCAUGCAAUCACAGCAGACGAAGAAAGUGGGAAAAUAUACAUAUUUGGUGGAUCAUCUUUAACCCAAACCCAAGAACUUAAUGAUUUCUAUUCUUUUGAUACUAAAAAGGAGGUAUGGGAACUUCUACACGCAUCGCAUUAUCCAGAGGACGUGUCAUAAAGUUUGCUAAAUUUUCCAGGAAAUGCUCUUAAAAGGCUUACUAGAAAAUUAACUAAUCAGUUGAGCUUUAUAAAGAAUUAGCAACCUUUGACACCGCUUCAUCAAGCUCAAAAAAAAAGAUAAGAAUACAUGAAGAUGAAACAGAUGCACUCAAAUGUUAAUAGCUUUUUAGAUGAUAGUACAGUUUAGUCAAAACAUGGAAGUAUUUUAAAUGCUAUAAAUUUUACAAAACCUAGCUUUGCCUUUACCCCUUUCAAUUUUAAUAAAAAUGUAGUUUCUCCGACUGCAACAGGCUCAUAUAUUUUAGAUUCAGAGAAGGAUGUUUCUGUUAGUAGACUACCUAUUCCUAAAUUUGAUAAUUAAACUUAAGAGGAAAUAAAAGAAAAUGUAAAGAAUUAGUGUGAAUAGAACUCUUAAUAAGACCAGUAAAACGAAAUUCUCGAUUUAACUUACUCUCCAGGAGAAGCAUUAUUUAGACAAUAAUAAAAUUUGAUAAGGAUUACAAAAUUAAGAAAGAAAAAUCUUAAGAAUCAAAUAAAUUAUGAGAGUAAAACUUCUGAAGCUUAUAAGAAAUAUAAGGAAUUAAGAGAUUCAUAGAUGCCUUUCAGAUAAACUAAUGAUUACCAAUUUUUAUAAUCCAAGAAAAGAUUUUCAAUGGACGAUCAAAACUCCUAAUUGAAUCUGUCAUCAUAAAUAUUGGCCUAGUCUAAACCUCUUUUUGAGGAAAUGAAUGUCAGGAUCUAAGAUCAAGAAGGUUAUCCAGUGAUUUAUCAUAAGAGAGCAUUUAACAUAUAAUAUACUAACUUCAUCAAUACUUAUUUUAAGUCUUAGAAAGAUAGAAAUGAGUAUUUAGAGCAAGUAAAAAGCUAAAAUAUUGAACAGGAAAUUAACCAGUUUGAUUCUGAAGGAGAACAGCGAGAAAAAGAUCGAGAUAGAGAUUAAUUUUAGAAAAGUAUGCUACCUGAAAUACCAUAAAUUUUAGUUGACCAUAUAAACAAAGUUGAUACUCUUAGAUAUUUCUAGAGAAAGAAAUAUCUUAAAGAUAAUAUUGGUAAAUCAAGAUAAAAAUACGUAGGAAACUAGGCUAAUACCUCGUUUAAAGUGAACAAGAAUUCUAAAGAUAAUUUAGUUCAAGAUAAUUCCAAUCAAUUAUAAUCUUAGAAAUACUUAUAGUAAAGUAAGACUAAUAUAAACUCACCUACAAGCAGUAACCUAUCACCAGCCAAAAGGUAAUAGAUUUGGUCUCCAAAAACUGAAGUAAACUCUCCUUAAGGUUCACCUAGUAAAAGCAAAAAAGAAUAAGGAUUCUCUUAAUUGUUAGAGGCAAGCACAAACAAAGCAAUAAACAACUUUCUCAGAUUUGAUUAGUUAGAUCGAAUGACACCCACAAGUAGAUAACUUAAGGAAUCAAUGAUCGGAAAUUUGUAGUAGUACUGUGAUUUAAAAGCAAUAACUAAAGAAUAAUAGCAAAUAAAGCAUUAACAACACUAGUCAAAGUCUUCACAUAAAAUGUUUUCUCCUCGGGAAGGAAUCGUUUCUGGGAAAUUCCCCACUCAAAGAGAUGGAAUGACUAUUAAUUUGAUGUGUGAAUAUUCGGAUGAAAUUGGAGGUAAAAAUCAAAAAAGCAUUAUAUUAUUUGGAGGAGAUAGAUUUAGAAUGACAUACAACGAUUUGUAUUGUUUUAAUCUAUGA